Messenger RNA from Alternaria alternata, 1304 nucleotides. RefSeq lists its product as hypothetical. The record is from RefSeq and is a predicted model, not a curated record. Bases 270 to 1241 code for a protein of 323 amino acids. The transcript has 2 exons. Gene Ontology annotation, molecular function: NADP binding; NAD binding; 3-hydroxyisobutyrate dehydrogenase activity. Gene Ontology annotation, biological process: L-valine catabolic process. Gene Ontology annotation, cellular component: mitochondrion. Lineage: Eukaryota; Fungi; Ascomycota; Dothideomycetes; Pleosporales; Pleosporaceae.
CCUCUGUUUGAUUAGCCUACGAACAUCCCAGAUGUUGAGAGACAUCGGGGUAAGGGUUGCUAGUCAGUAGUGUCCGUUGGGGACGCCCCACCCCGCUUUGCCAGCCGCGGCUCGUUCACGACGCGUUCUGGAACGGCAAUGUUGACGUGCUUUGUUUCUCGACGUCCAAAAACAACCUUUCAAAUUCAUCGCCAGUCUUUCAUAACAGGCUGAAGAGCCUGGGGCUUCAGGGUUAACGCUUCAACGCCCGUUGAGCACACGACUCCACCAUGGCGCAUUUGUACGACUUUAAAAGACUGGGCUUCAUCGGCCUUGGUGCCAUGGGAAAACCGAUGCUCUCACAUCUCGCCAACAAACUGCCUCAGGAUUCACGCAUUUGGGUCUACGAUGUAGUCGAACAGAUGGUAGACGAUGCAUGUGCAGAGUUUCCGGAUCGAGUGUUGAAAGCAAAAAGCGCCAAAGACGUUGCGGAGCAAGUUGACACAAUCUUAAGCAUGGUUCCCGAAGGUUCACAUGUACGAUCCGUGUAUCUCCACCCCGGGAAUGGUGUCUGUAGUACCGAUAUCUCCGGCAAGCUGCUCGUCGACUGCUCCACCAUAGACACAGCAACAAGCCUCGCCGUGAAGGAUCACAUUGCGAAGACGUUUCCCUCGGCUUCUUUCUACGACUCCCCAGUCAGUGGCGGCGUAGUAGGAGCCAUCAAAGGCACAAUCGCAUUCUUUCUAGGCUGUGCAGAGUCAGAUCCAAAUAUCGAGCGUCUUACAUAUCUGAUGGGUCUGAUGGGCGGGCAAGUAAUACCCUGUGGGGGACCGUCACUAGGGCUUGCGGCAAAGUUGUCGAACAAUUACCUCUCGGGCAUAAUCGCCAUAGCUUGCUCAGAAGCGUUCGAUAUGGGUAUGCGUAGUGGACUGGACCCUCGGACGUUGGCCAAAGUAUACGCUGCGGGUACUGCUCAGAACAGUAUCUGCGACAAGUUCUGCCCUGUCCCACAUGUAUACCCUGAGGCUCCAUCGUCGGGAGGCUGGAAGCAAGGUUUUAAAGUGCAGCUAAUGCGCAAAGACUUUGGUUUGGCGGUGGAUAUGGCGAAGCGUGUAGGGUCACGAAACGUUUUAGGGGACGUUGGUUUACAGACAUACGAUGGUGCUGCCAAUGAUCCGCGUUGUAGGGACUUGGAUUCACGUGUAGUGUAUCGCUACCUUGGUGGGCAGGAAGACUGGCAAACCGAGACGAAUGACGCAUAAGCAGAUAUUGGUCGUAUACAUCCUCUCCAAUCUCAGCAUAGUUGGAUCGCGAUUCGCUGUUUG